Trichosurus vulpecula (common brushtail) is the source of this 954-nucleotide messenger RNA. Its product is annotated as olfactory receptor 56A3-like. The coding region runs from base 1 to 954 and encodes 317 amino acids. Gene Ontology annotation, molecular function: G protein-coupled receptor activity; olfactory receptor activity. The transcript has a single exon. Gene Ontology annotation, biological process: G protein-coupled receptor signaling pathway. Lineage: Eukaryota; Metazoa; Chordata; Mammalia; Diprotodontia; Phalangeridae. The record is from RefSeq and is a predicted model, not a curated record. Gene Ontology annotation, cellular component: membrane.
AUGUAUGCCACAGUGCUGACUAGCAAUAACUCCAUGAUUGAGGUCUCUGAGUUCCUCCUGAACUGUUUUGUCAGAUCUCCAAACUUACAACGCUGGCUUUCACUACCCCUAAGCCUGCUCUUCUUCCUGGCCAUGGGGGCAAAUGCCAUACUUCUAACCACCAUCUGGUUAGAGUCAUCUCUGCAUGAGCCUAUGUACUAUUUGCUUAGCCUGCUCUCCCUGCUGGACAUUGUGCUCUGCCUCACUGUUAUCCCUAAAGUGUUGCUCAUCUUCUGGUUUGACCUAAGAUCCAUUAGGUUUUCUGCUUGCUUCCUCCAGAUGUAUGUCAUGAACUGCUUCCUGGCCAUGGAAUCAUGUACCUUCCUGGUCAUGGCAUAUGACCGUUAUGUGGCCAUCUGUCACCCACUGAGAUACCCAUCCAUAUUUACUGAUAAAUUUGUUGCCAAGGCUGCCAUUUUCAUAGUGGUCCGAAAUGCCCUCCUCACUAUUCUCGUUCCUAUCCUCUCAGCUAGGCUGCACUACUGCCACUCCAAUGUCAUUGAAAAUUGCAUCUGUGCCAACCUAUCUGUAUCCAAGCUUUCCUCCGAUGAUAUUAAAGUGAACCGCCUUCUUCAAUUUGCUGGGGGAUGGACACUACUAGGUUCUGACCUCAUCCUCAUCUUCCUCUCCUACUCCUUCAUUCUUCGAGCUGUGCUAAAGCUUAAGGCUAAGGGGGCUGCAGCCAAGGCCAUGAGUACAUGUGGCUCCCAUUUCAUCCUCAUCCUCUUCUUCAGUACCAUCCUGCUGGUAUUUGUUCUCACUCAUGUGGCUAAGAAGAUGGUCUCUACUGAUGUACCCAUCCUGCUCAAUGUCCUGCACCAUGUCAUCCCUGCAGCUCUCAACCCCAUUGUCUAUGGAGUCUGGACCCAGGAGAUCAAGCAAGGCAUUCUGAAGUUACUGAGGAAGAGUCUGUGA